Messenger RNA from Pipistrellus nathusii (Nathusius's pipistrelle), 1092 nucleotides. The record is from the annotation of a GenBank genome assembly. NCBI's taxonomy places the organism in Eukaryota, Metazoa, Chordata, Mammalia, Chiroptera, Vespertilionidae.
AUGUCGGAGGCGGCGCGCAAGGGGACGGACGAGUCGGACGAGAGCCAGUGUGACUCGGGCAUCGAGUCCCUGCGCUCCCUGCGCUCCCUGCCCGAGACCGGCCCGGCCCCAGCCUCCCGGGCCCCGGGCGGCGCGGGCCCCCAGCCCUGGACCCAUCCUCCGGGCACCGGCCAAGAGCCCCCGGAGAAGGAAGACACCGAUGGCGAGAGGGCCGACUCCACCUACGGCUCCUCGUCGCUCACCGAGCCUCUGACCUUUUUGGGGGUCCCUGAGACCGAACACCCGCCCCCGGGCUCGCCGCUCCCCCCAGCCGGGGCGCUGAGUCCGCAGCAGCUGGAAGCGCUCACGUACAUCUCGGAGGAUGGAGACACGCUGGUCCACCUGGCGGUGAUUCAUGAGGCCCCCGCCGUGCUGCUCUGUUGCCUGGCUUUGCUGCCCCAGGAGGUCCUGGACAUUCAGAACAACCUUUACCAGACGGCGCUCCACCUGGCUGUGCAUCUGGACCAGCCAGGGUCAGUCCAGGCCCUCGUGCUGAAAGGGGCCAGCCGCACGCUGCAAGACCGACAUGGUGACACAGCCCUGCACGUGGCCUGCCAGCGCCAGCACCUGACCUGUGCCCGCUGCCUGCUGGAAGGACAGCCGGAGCCAGGCAGAGGACCGCCUCACUCCCUGGACCUCCAGCUGCAAAACUGGCAAGGCCUGGCCUGUCUCCACAUCGCCACUCUGCAGAGGAACCAGCCACUCAUGGAACUGCUUCUUGAAAACGGAGCUGACAUUGAUGUGCAGGAGGGCACGAGUGGGAAGACGGCACUGCACCUGGCUGUGGAGACCCAAGAGCGGAGUCUGGUACAGUUCCUGCUCCAGGCCGGGGCCCGGGUAGACGCCCGUAUGCUCAAUGGGUGCACACCCUUGCACCUUGCUGCAGGCCGGGGUCUCAAGAGCAUCUCAUCCACACUGCGAGAAGCAGGUGCCGACUCUCUGCUGAGGAACGUGGAGGACGAGACGCCCCAGGACCUGGCCGAGGAUCCCUUUGCUCUUUUGCCCUUCGAUGACCUAAAGAUCUCCGGAAAGCCACUGAUGUGUGCCGACUGA